AUGACGCUUCUCUCAACCACAGUCCCGCAUCUCCAAGCCGCCUGGGAUGUCCACCCUUACCUCCUCCUCUCGGUUCCUUUUGCCCUCUACCUCCUCAUCUCCAAUGUCCGAUCCUAUCUCAAACUCCGACACAUCAACGGUCCGUUCUUGGCGCACUUCACCUACGUCUGGUUCGUAGGCAGUGUCGCCCGAGGAAAGAUGCUCAACACUCUCCAGGAACUUACCUACAAGUACGGCCCUGUCUGUCGCAUCGGCCCGAACGAUCUUCUCGUCGGCGACUUUGACGAGGUUGUCCGCAUCAACGGGGUGCGGUCACCGUAUGUGAAGAGCGAUUGGUAUACUACUAUCCGGUUUGAUGUUGAUGGGGGGGACUCGGUUGUUUCGUUGAUGGAUACUGCGGAGCAUGAUGUGCGGAAGGCGAAACUGAUUAAGGGGUAUGAAGGGAGGGGGAAGGGGCAGGAUAAGGGGUGGAUGGAUAAGGUUGUGGAUAAGCAUUUGGUGGAGUUGGUGAGGUUGUUGAGGGAGAAGUAUGUCAAGCAGGGGAGGGAGAUUAACUGGACGAAUGUGAUGAGAUAUUUUAGUGCGGAUGUUAUGGUGGAGGCUUUGAUGGGUGAGGCAUGGGGAGACCUUCAGACGGAUAGUGAUAUUCACAAGUUCUUCGAGAUGUCGGAUUAUUCUACGCCUUACAUCCAUACUGUUGGAAGUUGGGGGAGUCUUAGGUGGCUUACAAGCAGCUGGUGGUUCAUUCGCAAGGCUGGGCCGAAGGUGACGGAUGAUCAUGGUUUGGGCAAGUUCAUUUCCCUGGUGAGAGAAGAGGUCUCAAAGCGUUUUAGGGAUCCCGAAUCCAAGAAGGGCGAUAUGUUGGCCGACUGGAUCUCUCAAGGACUUACCUCACGCGAAUGCGAGCUUGAUGUCAUCCUCGGCGUGAUAGCAGGGGCCGACACCGUUGCCGUGCCCAUGCGAACCAUCUUCCUCUAUCUCAUCACCUCUCCACUCGUCUAUUCCAAGCUCAAAGACGAGAUCACAACCGCCAUCAAGACCAGAACCAUCUCAGAACCCAUCACAAACCAACAGGCUCUCAAACUACCGUACAUGCAAGCUGUUAUCCACGAGGGCCUCCGCAUGAUGCCCAUCUCUGCUUUCGGCUUCCCCAAGAGAGUACCCGCGGAGGGAGACAUGAUUUGUGGCAUACACGUCCCUGGUGGAACAGACAUCUUCCCUAACAACCUCGCCAUUCAACGAAGCAAAAAGGUGUUUGGGGAUGACGUCGACGUUUUCCGGCCAGAGAGGUGGUUGAUUGAGAACACCCGAGGACCGGAACACCGCAGCUUGAUGGUCCGACACAUCGAAGUCAUCUUUGGUCAUGGUAGAUGGCAAUGCCCGGGGCGGAUGCUUGCUUGGGUUCAGCUGAACAAGGUCUUUGUGGAGGUUUUGAGGAACUUUGACUUUCAGGUUGGCAACCCGAGAGAUCCUUGGAAGUUGGGGGUUUAUAGUUCGGUUACUGACGACUGUACCUAUGGGCCCCUCAAUUAUACCUUGGACCCGUACUGCCCAAGCUGCGGUCACUCGCGAUGCGCAUAUUGCACGUACACGGUGGGUACAAUCAAGACAAGAGAUGGCGGCGGCGGUAACCGGUCAUCGUCAGGCAAUCUGUCGCGCCCCCGGGAGAUGCAAGAGCCUCUUUACGGCUCUUCUUCUGCUCCUGAACUAGAAACGGACGCGAAGAGCGGCAUACCCCCCGCCAGACUCAAGGACCCUCAAUUGAGUACCAAUGAACGACCCCAAUCCGAGACAGGCCCUGAGGGCAGCACCUCAUCCACCUUUGAACCCUCAGUAUUGUCCGAAACGAGCUUUUCCGGGCAAGCUCCGGCCAAAUACAGGGCGGCAGUGCCACAGCCCUCCCAAAUCGAGACGAGAAAAGACAUUACUUCUGAAGAACUCCACGUGGCAAAUGACCCCAGCAAACAACAGUGGAGUGAAUCCAAGUUAUAUCCUACUAGCGUUCCCCAAGCACGCGCGAUCAAGCUCGACGAGCUAAGGGCUCGUCCUUCUUCGAAACAAACCUCUAGAUCCACAUGGAUGUCAGCAGAAGUCCGUGCCUACAGCUUCAAAAUGAGCCAUCAGCGAGCCAUGCCCAGGUCUCAUGGACAUGUAGGUGCGGUCACCCGCCUACAUGUUCACGUGCCAGUGUCACAGCUCCAAGCCGCCAUAGAUUUUGCGGCCCAGGCUGCCGGCCCAAAUGCCCAUACCGUUACCAGCAGGAGACCAGUCGAACAGGGUGGUGCGUCAGCAUCCAGCAGUAGCCAGGCCUCGACCAACACAGAGCUGCCACAAGCUAACUCCACAAAUUCGGGACCGCGUUCACCCCACACAAGUACGUCGGACGAAGAAGUUAACAGCGUUCUGCCCCCGUUCAUACCAACUGGAACCAAGCGGUUUCUCCUGCUAUGUGUCAACACGGGUAGUCUUGGUGGAGUCCGUCACCGCAGGCUGGCCAACGUAGAGGUCACUAACACUGAAUGUGGCGGGGAACUGUUCCAGAGUCUUCGCAACGCCUAUUACUCGUUGGGGAAGAGUACGUGGAACCCAUUCCUGGUUCCAGAGACAAUGCACUACGUCAAAUUCCAGCUUCUGUUUCUCCAAAGGUGAGGUGAAGUCGUCGGGACCUACGAGGUGAACUCAAUUCCUCCAGCGAAAGAGGUGUUAAUGCAGGCGUACACCUUCCGCCCUUGUCCUCCCCGAGAUGGAGGUUUACCCAUCCCACGGGAUAUUUUCAUGCACUCUUCCUCAAUCCUGGGGACCACUUGGGACCGAUGGUCGUCGAGAUGUUGCCGAAGAAGCUCUGGGCUGAACUAAGAUGGGAUGGACAGGCGCAUGAUCACUUCAACAUUCCCACAGGAUGGGGGUUCUAUAUUGUGGAGGGGAUGUAUUGGGGGCUUGUGUGGUGGUGGGCUGUUCUCUUCUUGGUUGCAGUGUCGAUAUUGACAGUUACUUGGUCAGCGCUGAUGGGUGAUGUUCAAGGGGGGACUGGGCUGGGACAGUAUUGUCUGGCUGCGUUGGCAGUGCUUGGUUCCGUGGGCCUGUGGCACUAUAAUGUGAGAGGAAUAUCUUCACGAGAGCUGUUGGUUGAAUAGCAGUAAUAACCCUCUGUGCGUAGAUGGCAAAUGGAGUAAGAGAUGGAGCAUGGGGGACCAUAUUGUGAAGAGGAUCGUGUGAUGUUGGUAGAGUCCGCGGCCCUGAAGCAGGAAGCUGCAGCCACAUGUACCGAGACAACCGAACCGUUCUUUACUUUUUUCAUUAUAGCUAGUUACCAGCAUGUAGGCGCCUCCCAUUAAGCUUGCUCAUCCA
This is a messenger RNA of Podospora pseudocomata, 3348 nucleotides long. RefSeq lists its product as uncharacterized. The transcript has 7 exons. Gene Ontology annotation, molecular function: iron ion binding; heme binding; monooxygenase activity. The record is from RefSeq and is a predicted model, not a curated record. NCBI's taxonomy places the organism in Eukaryota, Fungi, Ascomycota, Sordariomycetes, Sordariales, Podosporaceae. The coding region runs from base 1 to 2649 and encodes 882 amino acids.